GGCUGCAGCAGAUUUAUCAGGGGCUGAAGCCAGGCAACGAGUCCUUUCAAGUCGAAACCGUCAAGAGAAUACAGAACAUGUCAGAGGCGAUCGAUUUUCUGCGCAGCCUGGAGGAACUUAACCGAUGGAGCAACAAAUACGUCGUGCUCGACUGCCCCACGGACAUGGCGAAGGAUAUCGUCGUGAGCCACGUGAGAGACGUGGCUCUGGGAAAGAGGACGUAUCAUUAUCUGCUGAGUGGCUUGAUAAUGGACGACCGAUGGGAGAGCGAGGUGAUCGAGUACGGCGCCAUCAACAUCACCGGCUUUCGUAUCGUGGACGCCACUCGACCUCACGUCAAGGAUUUCCUGGCCGGCUGGCAUCGCCUGGAUCCCACCACGUCUCAAGGCGCCGGUCGUGAAUCCAUUUCCGCACAAGCCGCUCUGAUGUACGACGCCGUGUUCGUCCUCGUCGAAGCCUUUAACAAGUUUCUGAGAAAAAGGACCGAUAAGAAUAACACGAGGCGAAUAGCGACGCCCGGCAGCAGCCAGCCUACAAACGGGACGAGAUCUCUGGACUGCAACAACAACCGCGGCUGGGUGACUCCGUGGGAGUACGGCGACAAAAUCUCGAGGCUCUUGAGAAAGGUGGAGAUCGAAGGGCUAACGGGAGAGAUACGGUUCAACGACGACGGCCGUCGACAGAAUUACACGCUUCACGUCGUCGAGAUGACCGUCAACAGCGCCAUGGUAAAAGUUGCCGAAUGGACCGACGAGGGUGGCUUUCAAGCGAUCGCCGCAAAAUACGUGCGACUUCGUCCGCACACAGAGAUCGAGAAGAAUAAAACGUACAUCGUCACUACGAUAUUGGAGGACCCAUACAUCAUGAGGAAAAUGUCGGACACGGGUGAAAUAUUAGUCGGGAACGAUAGUUACGAAGGCUACUGCAAGGACCUGGCUGAGCUCAUCGCCAAAAAGUUGGGCAUAUCGUACGAGCUGCGGAUCGUGAAGGACGGAAAAUACGGCACAGAGAACCCGGAUGUGCCGGGCGGUUGGGACGGCAUGGUCGGGGAGCUUAUCAGAAAGGAGGCCGACAUUGCGAUCGCUCCCAUCACCAUCACCUCCGAGCGAGAGCGCGUGAUCGACUUUAGCAAGCCGUUCAUGUCUCUCGGCAUCAGCAUCAUGAUAAAAAAGCCCAUCAAACAAAAGCCCGGGGUCUUCAGCUUCCUGAAUCCGCUGAGCAAGGAGAUCUGGGUGUGCGUUAUUUUCGCCUACAUCGCAGUUUCCAUCGUCCUGUUUAUUGUCUCGAGAUUCUCGCCGUACGAGUGGAGGGUCUUGACCAUCAGCGGUAGCACAGAUUCGGCCAUUAGCGGACGCAACGAGCCCAGUUUGCAGCAUCCUCACACACCGCAAGGUUCGCCCCACGUGCCAACUUCCAGCAUGGCCAACGAUUUCAGCAUCGUAAACAGCCUCUGGUUCGCCCUGGCGGCGUUUAUGCAACAGGGCUGCGAUAUCUCGCCCAGGUCCAUAUCCGGCCGCAUCGCCGGCAGCGUCUGGUGGUUCUUCACUCUGAUUUUGAUAUCCUCCUACACCGCCAAUCUCGCCGCGUUUCUGACUAUCGAGAGGAUGGUCACGCCGAUCAACUCGCCCGAGGAUUUGGCGUCGCAGACGGAGGUACAAUACGGCACCCUCGCCCACGGCUCCACCUGGGAUUUUUUUCGAAAAUCUCAGAUCAGUCUCUACAGCAAGAUGUGGGAGUUCAUGAACUCGCGGAAGCACGUGUUCGUCAAGUCGUACGAGGAGGGAAUACGAAGAGUGCGAACGAGUAAGGGCAAGUACGCGCUUCUGAUAGAGAGCCCGACGAACGAGUACAUCAACGAGAGAGAGCCCUGCGACACGAUGAAGGUCGGCAGGAAUCUCGACGCCAAGGGAUUUGGCAUCGCGACGCCGCUCGGAUCACCGCUCAAGGAUCCCAUAAACCUGGCGGUGCUGUCACUGAAGGAAAACGGAGAAUUGGCAAAGUUGGUGGAACGAUGGUGGUACGAGAGAACGGAAUGUCGGCACGGCGACAAGCAGGACGCCACCCGAAACGAGUUAUCGCUGAGCAACGUGGCGGGACUAUUUUAUAUCCUCAUCGGUGGCCUUCUCUUGGCACUCGCCGUGGCUCUUUUGGAAUUCUGCUACAAGUCGCAUACAGAAGCGACCAGAGCGAAGAUACCUUUGUCGGACGCCAUGAAGGCGAAAGCGCGACUCACCAUCGGUGCUGGUCGCGAUUUCGACAAUGGACGGUGGUACGGACUGCAGAGUUAGACGGAGGAUGCAUGCGCCUUUCCCGGGACCAUAUUACUACACUCCAGCAAACGCGAUUGGGAAUACCGAGGGCGAGCAGGUACACAGCAAUACACAUACCCAGGUGUAAACCACUACCUGGAGAGCCCGAGCGACUCGCCCGCCGUUUCGCUGCCCACGCCCCCGCCGCCGCCGCUGGUGGCACCUCCGCCGCCACCCCCGCCGCCCAGG
Messenger RNA from Harpegnathos saltator (Jerdon's jumping ant), 2498 nucleotides. RefSeq names its product Glutamate receptor IB. Gene Ontology annotation, cellular component: membrane. Gene Ontology annotation, molecular function: ligand-gated monoatomic ion channel activity. Bases 78 to 2288 code for a protein of 736 amino acids. The record is from RefSeq and is a predicted model, not a curated record. The transcript has 16 exons. NCBI's taxonomy places the organism in Eukaryota, Metazoa, Arthropoda, Insecta, Hymenoptera, Formicidae.